Ochlerotatus camptorhynchus is the source of this 2882-nucleotide messenger RNA. Its product is annotated as long-chain fatty acid transport protein 4-like. Gene Ontology annotation, biological process: triglyceride homeostasis. The coding region runs from base 122 to 2260 and encodes 712 amino acids. The transcript is spliced from 8 exons. NCBI's taxonomy places the organism in Eukaryota, Metazoa, Arthropoda, Insecta, Diptera, Culicidae. Gene Ontology annotation, cellular component: endoplasmic reticulum. The record is from RefSeq and is a predicted model, not a curated record. Gene Ontology annotation, molecular function: long-chain fatty acid-CoA ligase activity; long-chain fatty acid transmembrane transporter activity.
GUUUGAAUGUGGAUGUUGUGAUUACCCCAGAGUGAAUUAGUCAGCGCAGUGCAGUGAAAACGAUCAACCACCAAUCCAAUCCGGCGGGACCCUUUAUAUGGAUCAGUAAUCAAUAUUCACGAUGAAUAACAAUGAAACCAAGCCAUCCAUCAUCGACAUAGAGAAGGGACGGGUGGAAAAUGACCCUCCCAGCGGCAAGCAGCAGCAGUACAACAUCUCGUCGACGUCAUCAAGUGCGGUUCCAGCAACCGACGAAAGCCCCAACGCGAGCAGUUCACGCUCGACCAGUGAACGGGUCGGAUUAGUCUUCCUGUACGCGAUUCAGUUUGUCGGUUUCGGUGCUUCGAUCGCGGGAAUCGUCCUCGUUUGGUACUACAUGGGUUGGGAGUUUGGAUUGCCGGCGGUUCUGAUCGCCCUGCUGGCCGUGCUGAUAGCCAGCGGGAAAUGGCGCUGGUUCUACAUUGCCGCCGUGACGGCUCCCCGAGACGUUAAAGCUCUGACCCGGUACAUCAAACUGUUGAUCCUGGUGAAAAAGUACAACCGUCAGAAUGCUACCAUCGCAGACAUCUUUGCCGAGUACGUUGCCAAGCAACCGGAAAAGGCGUGCUUGGUCUAUGAAGGCCGCGAGUGGUCUUUCAAAGAGGUCAACGACUACUCGAACCGUGUGGCAAAUGUGUUCCACACUCAUGGCUACAAACACGGAGACGUGGUGGGUCUCCUGCUGGAAAAUCGCCCCGAAUUCGUAGCAACGUGGUUAGGUCUGUCCAAGCUGGGCAUCAUCAUCCCAUUGAUCAAUCACAAUCUACGAAAGAACGCACUGGUGCACAGUAUCACCGUAGCCAAGUGCAACGCACUGAUCUUCGGUGAAUCGCUGCGUGAAGCCGUGUCGGAAAUUACUGAAUCACUGCCUUCAUCGUUGGCGCUGUAUCAGUUCAACGACACCACUCAGCAAUCUGUGUUGGCGAACGCCAAGGAUCUUACCACCCUGAUGCAGGAUGCUUCCAAGGAGCUACCGACGGUAAAUGUCAAGAAGGCCGACCACCACGAUCAGCUGCUGUACAUUUACACUUCGGGAACCACCGGACUGCCGAAGGCAGCCGUCAUCACACAUUCCAGAUUUUUUUUCAUCACGGCAGCUAUCCACUUGGUGGCCGGUUUCCGACACGACGAUAUAUUCUACACUCCACUGCCACUGUAUCACACGGCCGGCGGUAUGAUGAGCAUUGGGCAAGCGUUGCUAUUCGGUGCUACCGUAGUUAUCCGCAAGAAGUUCUCCGCUUCGCAGUACUUUUCCGAUUGCCAGAAGUACAACUGCACGGUUGGACAGUACAUCGGGGAGAUGUGUCGGUAUAUUUUGGCCACUCCGUCCUCCGCUACCGAUAAGGCGCACAAGGUUCGACUGAUCUUCGGAAAUGGGUUGCGUCCACAGAUAUGGCCGCAGUUCGUCGAGCGGUUCACCAUUCCAAGAGUCGCAGAAUUCUACGGUGCUACCGAAGGCAAUGCCAAUAUUGUCAAUCUGGACAACACGGUGGGUGCCAUCGGCUUCGUUUCCCGUAUCAUCCCUUCGGUGUACCCUAUUUCGAUCAUACGGGCGGAUCCGGCCUCGGGAGAACCCAUCCGGGGUAAAAAUGGUUUAUGUCAGCUAUGCGAACCAAACGAGCCGGGAGUGUUUAUCGGUAAGAUCCUGCCGAACAAUCCGAGCCGGGCGUUCCUGGGAUACGUGGACAAGAGUGCAUCGGAGAAAAAGAUCGUUCGGGAUAUCUUCAAAAAGGGUGACGCUGCGUUUCUGUCGGGUGAUUUGCUGGUGGCUGACGAGCGGGGUAACUUGUUCUUCAAGGAUCGAACGGGAGACACCUUCCGAUGGAAGGGUGAGAACGUAUCCACUAGUGAGGUGGAAGCUGAAGUCAGUAAUGCUUCCGGCUAUCGGGAUACGGUGGUGUACGGUGUUGAAAUCCCCAACAUGGAGGGACGCGCUGGAAUGGCUGCCGUUUUGGACCCGGACCGCCAGGUGGACUUGGUUAAACUAGCUGAGACCCUGAAGGAGACUCUUCCUUCCUACGCGAGACCGAUGUUUGUGCGUCUGCUAACCAAAGUGGACAUGACUGGAACCUUCAAGCUGAAGAAACUCGAUCUCCAAAAAGAAGAAUUCGAUCCUAACAUAAUCGACGAUGCUAUUUUCUACCUAUCACCCAAGGGCAGCUACGAAAGCCUAACGCAGGAAGUCUUCGAGCAAAUCAAACGAGGCGAAAUUAGGUUCUAAGGAAAAUAAGAUAGGAUUCAGUUUACGCCAACUCCAUCCCUUCCCGUGCCGGAUCAAGAUGCUCAACAGUCAAGCCUCAGUGCAUUGUUUUAGUUUUCAGUCCUUGGAUCCCUGUCCAUUUCCCCUUCCCAUCAGAAUAAGUAACUGUGAUAUCGAGUGAAAGUGAAGAAGGGCUCUGCUAACCUGGCCUGAGGCGUCCCACGACGGUACUGAUCGAACUGAGUAAAUAGGCUUUGCAUGGGCACUGGUACUGGUUUGAGGAAUACAUUUUCUUCUGCAAAUCCUAUAGCGCCAAUGACGUAUACAUUUUUUUUUAUCGCAGAUAAGCUUUUUUUACAAGUAUAGAAAAGUAUGUUUUUGUUAUAAUUUUCACUAUUUUUGUGUUACAAUUUUUGUUGUAAAUACACGCAAAAGCGAAAGGAACUUAAUAACGGUGCAGUUGUAGUGACAGCAGAGGGCGGAUGUGUUAAUUUAGUUUGUUUUCCUGUGCUUAUAGGUAUGUAUUUAUAGUUAGGUGACUUUUUUUUUUGCAUUUAAGCAGAAUGAAUGAAAGUAGAACAAUGAGAUAUUAAAGACAACAUUUAACUAGGUGUAACAUGUGGAAUAAAAUGGUUAUGUACUU